Messenger RNA from Paramecium tetraurelia, 1062 nucleotides. RefSeq lists its product as uncharacterized. NCBI's taxonomy places the organism in Eukaryota, Ciliophora, Oligohymenophorea, Peniculida, Parameciidae. The record is from RefSeq and is a predicted model, not a curated record. The transcript is spliced from 2 exons.
AUGAAAAGUUUCCGAUCUGAAGAACCGAUGAGUACUACUUCAAAAAAUAAGGGAUUCGCAUUUGAAACAGGGAAUUAAAGUACAACAAGAGUAUAUAAAAAAGUUUAAUAGCAUUAGAAAUAGCAUAAAAUUCCAUUUCAAAUGAACUCUUUAAACACUGAAGAGUGUGACAAUGAUACAUACAGGAGUCAAGAAGCCUUUAAAAAGUUGAAAAAUCUUGAAUUUCAAAAUGAUUUAUUUAUGAUGGAAAUGCACCAUGCAUAAAGAAGAAAGGAAGCCGAAUCCAAUCGAUUGAAGUUUCAAUUAUCUUCAAUAAAAUCAGACAUUGAUUUUAUGAAAAGCUAAUUAUCAUCUCCAGUUGCGAAAGCAAAACCAAAGCAAAAACGAUCUUAAUCAAUCGAUAGUGAAUUAUCUUCUGAUGGUAGUAGCAGUAGUAGUAGUGAUAAUAGUUAUGUCAAGUGUCCAAUUAAGUUUAAACAAUUCGAACCUAUUUAAAAAGAGUAGGUCAAGAUAGAUAGUUAUGAAACGAUCGAGAAUAGAUUUAGAAAGUUGUUUCAAAUAAGUGAUGUAAAUGAGAAGUUGAAUUGGAUGGUAAAGUAAUACUUCAAUUCAUUCCAUUCAAUUUAAAUGGACUUAUAGAAUAAUUUGCUGCCAUUAUUAUUGGAGAAUACUUUGAAAUUGUUGAUCGAAAUAAUAGAGAAACUGAACUCAAUCAAAUUGGAUUCAUUGUAAUUCAAAUCAUACGAUCCCUUCUCGAAUGGCGAUAAAAAUAUCAAACGAUUUUCGAGUGAUCUAGAUGUAGAAGCCAUCAAUUAAGAGUAUCUGUCUUAAGGGAAUCAUACAUUAACGGAUUACUGUUAAAAAUUUACUGAGUAACCUUAAAAGAAUUAAUUUUCGACUCCACAAUACAAACAACAACAACCAGAAUAGUAGUAAUCGGCCAGACAAUUAUCAAAUAUGAUGAAAUCGAAACCAGAUUCGAGUUGUCAGACAAGCAACAACUAAACUCUGGACAAGAAGGUUAGUAUAAGUGAAAGGAGUUAGAAGAAAACAAGUAAUUGA